CGGUGAUCGCGACCCCGCAGGUAUAAUUCCCGCGCUGAAAGAGCCGAUAUAAUUACAAGGGAGAAACGCAAGGCGAGUGCAUGCCGGCCGCGUCAUCGGCUCGACUGCUUUUCCACGCUUUCUCGCUGCUUCCCUCUUCAUCCUCUGGCUGCACCGAAGAUGAACCAAAUAGAGUGCUUCGAUUAAUUUGAAAAAAAUUUGGAGGAAAUCUCGAUUGAGACUGCUAAUUUCUAUUAUUUAUAAAUAAGAAGUGAUUUUAAAUAAUACUGUUUAAUCAAUAAUUCACCUGUAACGAAAGUGAAAUAUGUUUCAAGCGGCCAAUAACAGUAUCAUCUGACUCGCUUUGCUUUUACAGCUCAUUGCCUCGAUCGCAUCGCUUCGCUUUCAUGCCGAUCCCAUUGGCCGACCUUCAGAUCUGUCCGGAGAUGCCUGCCCCGAUCUGUAUCAACAUGAUAUUUCGCAAUCACCCCUCAUCUUAGCUCGACGAGGUUCAUCUCGACAGAAGCCUCCUCUGCCAUUGCCGCCUCCUCCGACGGCCCUCCCCCACUGUGCACUUUUCAUCCGAUAGCUUCGGGAUCUUCUUUUCUCUCUUCCUCUCCUCUCGGCACCUUUCGUCAACGAGGAUUCGCCGGGCGAAUCUUCGAGGAACGCAUCACCGGGUUAUCUCUAGCCGUGGUGCCAUCCGCGACUCCUCAUUGGCGAGUGGGAGGAAGACGAUCCUCGUGCGGGAUCAGUAUAUAAGAAUGCUAGAUCCGACUUGAUCUGUGCAGACCAAUUAUCGUCGUUAGUUUGACGAUACACGAUUUAAAUUCCGUAGUAACGCGACGCAGUAAACAUCACUGGGAUUUAUUUGACGAGCAUACGCACAACCAGCGAAAUGAAACCGCAGGUCGUCAUUGCGGUAUUGGCCAUCAUUGGUACAUGUUAUGCUGCGAGAUUGGACAGCACUUACCUCCCUCCUGGUAGUGCCGGAAGUGCGGGUGGAGCGGGAUUGAUUCAUCCUCCAUCCCCAGAACAAGGUGGAGGUGGACCCAUUAAACACAGUGGUCCAAUUGGUUUUGGUGGUCCAAGUGGUUCAGGUGGUCUUAGUGGUCCAAGUGCUUCUAGUGGUUUUGGUGGUCCUAGUAGUUCUGGUGGCUAUGGUGCUCCAAGUGGAUUUGGUUCCGGGAGUAUUGGUAACGCUUUUACAGGUGGUAGUAGACCGAGUGGCGGUCAAGAAAUACCUAUCAUUUCUUACAGCAAUGAGAAUGUUGGUGACGGAAACUAUCAAUACAGCUAUGAGAGCGGAAAUGGUAUUAGCGUACAAGAAACGGGUCAUCGACAAGGAGAAUCCGAGGUAGUAAGCGGAUCCUUUUCUUAUACCGGAGCCGAUGGUAUGCAAUAUUCGGUCACAUAUACGGCGGACGAAUACGGUUUCCAUCCCCAAGGUGCCCACUUGCCAACGCCGCCUCCGAUUCCGCCGGAAAUUCAACGAGGUGUUGAACUAGCGCUUGCCGCCGAAGCCAGAGGAGAGAAUCAGGACGGUGGUGCUGGAGGGUAUUCACAUGGAGGAGGUAGUGGGUAUCCUAGUGGAGUGGGUGGUCAUGGUAGUCAUGAAGGCAGUGUGUAUCAGGGACCGAGCUCAUAUCAGACAAGUUCAGAUGGUGGCUAUCGAUACUGAGCAGCGAUUUGGCGAGAAUCAUCUAUCAUGUGCAUUCCGUACACGCAUAUCAUUUUCUGUUUAUUCGGCUUAUGUACAUAACAAUAUCAUUUACGCAAUUUUUUCAUUUAUAUGAAGUAUGAUUUUUAUUUAUGAAACGCCUGCUCUAACUUUUUCUUCUUGAAAUUGCUUUUGUGCAAUGAAAUUUAAGCAUCUCUUUCAGGUACUACAGUGAUUUCGAAAAAUGUGUAUUUGUAAUAUACAUAUGAUAUGAUUAUGUAAGAAUUUAACAACUGCAAUACGCAAUUAUUUU
Molecule: messenger RNA, 1952 nt
Organism: Pogonomyrmex barbatus (red harvester ant)
Lineage: Eukaryota; Metazoa; Arthropoda; Insecta; Hymenoptera; Formicidae
Cellular component (GO): chitin-based extracellular matrix
Molecular function (GO): structural constituent of chitin-based larval cuticle
Source: RefSeq, a predicted model, not a curated record